ACUAAAUAAUCAAGCAAUUUUUUUUUUUUUAUUUUCAUCUCUUCUUCGUGACUGCAAAAUCCCUAAAUUAAUCAAAUUAGAAGGAGAGAAAAAAACGAAAAUAAAAGGUUUCAAGAAUCACAAAUCUUCCGAAUCGAAUUAAUUCAGUUUCAGGUUUUCUUGAGCUUAGAAACGUUUCGUUUUUGCACCACGAUAUGGCAGUUGCAUCAGAGGAGAGCUCAACUUUAUGCGAUCACUGUAAAAGAGACAUUCCUUCUUUGAACUUCAAUUUGCAUAUUGCACAUUGCUCUCGGAAUCUUGAAAAAUGUAAAGUUUGUGGUGAUAUGGUCCCAAAAAAGCAUUAUGACGAACACUUCUCAAAUAUGCAUGCUCCGGUGGCCUGUUCACUUUGCAGCGAGUCAAUGGAGCGUGAAGUUCUAGCAAUACAUAAAGGUGAAAACUGUCCUCAAAGGAUUGUCACAUGCGAAUUCUGUGAUUUUCCAUUGCCUGCCAUUGAUCUGGUUGAGCAUCAGGAGGUAUGCGGGAACCGCACAGAACUUUGUCAUCUGUGCAAUAAAUAUAUUAGAUUGCGAGAAAGAUUCAAGCAUGAGACUGGAUGCACUGGUGUGUCAAAUAAUAAUGUUGGAUCUUCCAGGGAUGUGAGGGAAGCUGAAAGACCACAAGGUGCUCCAAGAAGGCAGCCACGACCACCACGAGAUUAUUCACCGAGACGGAUUAUGUUCACCAUUGCAUUUGCAGGCAUUGCUGUUCUAUUAGGGUCACUUUUUUUCCAGAGAAAAACAGAGAAUUAAUACAAUGCAUUAGCUCGGAAGGUACAGGUUAGGGCUUAUGUAAAUCACACAUCUUUGAGGCUACAUAUUCCAUUUAUGUGGACGUGUAAUCAACAACUGAGGGCAUACCGUUGUUACUGUUAAAACUCAUUUGGGUCGUGGACAGCUGGAGUAUUCUGCAAAUUUACCGACAUUUCUACUUUUUUUUUAUUUAUAAAUACAGCUUGUAGAAUGAACUUGCAAUUAAAACAAUUAAAUUUAAAAAAUGUAAUGUAACUGAAUGGAAUGCGAUAAUUUGAUUUCUGUA
Messenger RNA from Mercurialis annua (annual mercury), 1077 nucleotides. RefSeq lists its product as uncharacterized. Gene Ontology annotation, molecular function: zinc ion binding. The record is from RefSeq and is a predicted model, not a curated record. Bases 195 to 791 code for a protein of 198 amino acids. The transcript has 6 exons. NCBI's taxonomy places the organism in Eukaryota, Viridiplantae, Streptophyta, Magnoliopsida, Malpighiales, Euphorbiaceae.